GCCAAUCGGGUCUGAUUGUGCUCUCUGGUCUUGCUUUCUUACACUCAGCUCGUAUAUCUUUUGGUCUGAAGUCAUCGCCAGUGCUGUUGUGACUUUUCUCCGUCCUGGCUUCAUCUCUUGUUCUUCUUCUUCAGGCACUCCUCCAACGCUGGCAGCUCCCAAACACCACUCACCUUGAGCACCCUCAAAGCCGAAUUAGCAGUUCAAGCGUUGCAAACAUGAAGACUGUCACGCUAUUUGCCUUGCUUGCGGCAUCAGUCGUUUCAGUGUUUGCUGCUCCCAUCUCGUCUCCAGAUGUUGCUCAAGCCAUACGACGAGAUGGGCGGGGGACAGAGUUUGACACAGACCUUUGCCUUCUCAAGAAGCGGACGGGGGUAAUUGGCGAGGGGAUUGACAAUUGCGACAUGUAAGGAGGAUCUGGUUAUUGGAGCGGCAUUGCAGUGAUUUUUUUUUUCGGAUGGAUGGAUGUCGGGUCCGAGGAGGAAGAGGGGUGUCCAGUCACACAAGGGCAGCAAUGGUGGGGGACAAGCCUGUUCCUUCCGAAACAGUGCUGUUUCCCCGGGUUAGGUGUGAUUUAAGGCAGGCACGGAAGGAUUCGAGAAUAGUAAUCCCAUUGUAACUUCCGAAAGGGCUGACCUGAUGAGCGGGACAAGACUGGGCGGCUUUGGGUAUCAAGGGAAGGUCCAUCUGUGUGCAAUCAAUUGAACGAGACUUGAUGAUCCUUUCGGGUUCAGGUUGUUUAUCUAACUGCGCCGCAAAGAUAGACAAGUUCGCCCAGAGGCC
This is a messenger RNA of Neurospora tetrasperma FGSC 2508, 783 nucleotides long. RefSeq lists its product as uncharacterized. The record is from RefSeq and is a predicted model, not a curated record. The transcript is spliced from 2 exons. The coding region runs from base 219 to 410 and encodes 63 amino acids. NCBI's taxonomy places the organism in Eukaryota, Fungi, Ascomycota, Sordariomycetes, Sordariales, Sordariaceae.